UCCGACAGUGCACUAUAUCUGUCGGUAUCUGCAGGAUAGAACGAUCGGGGCAUCCAAGAGCAUUCCACAGUUAGCAAAAGCUAUGUCGACUCCCCUGCAGACGCGCAUGGCACUCGCCGAGAUACCCGACCGCUUGGAGGCUCUACGAAUGGCCAACACUCCGACUAAUGCUAAUCGCCGGACACCGGAUGAACCGACUCCAGCAGCAAUAAUAAACACACCGAAUGCCAAUGGAGGAGGAGGCCUUGGGCUCAGGGUUGAUAACGAUGCCAAUGUGGUCCAGGCCCAGGACUUUGUGUUCUCUCCGCUGCCUUCGCCCGAUGAGCUAGUUAUCCGCCAACGCGGGCGCAGACGCUUCACCACCACAUUUUCUCCCGACAAGGUGAACGGAGGUGGUGCUGCUGCUGGAGGAGGAGGAUCCAGUAGCUCCUCUAUGCGCAGUCCUUUCCAGCGCACACCAACCAAGAACCUCCAGUUGACCAGCGGCAUGAUACUACGAAGCUCGCCGAGAAAACGCCUGACUAUGGGCAGUACACCCCCAGAACCCACGCCCAUGGAAACCUAUUCACCCAUUAAGAUGGCCACCACUAAGCAACUGUGGCCGGGAACGCCCAUAGUAAAAAAGCUGAAAAUGGACGACCGGCCGGUCGGUCAAACGAACACAGAUGUAGCCUUAUCAUCCUUGUUGCAAGGUCUUUCUCAGGAGCAACUAAUUAUACUGGUUACGAACAAUAUAAAAACGAACGGCGAUGAGGAGGAGAUUCGUAGGCAGCUGCCAACACCAGACAUCAGUUUGUUGGAGCAGGAGCUGCAAUAUGCAAAGCGGCUUAUCUUCAAAUCCCUGCCAACCUCUCGCCUGUGCAAGAAAACUGAUGCGGCGGCCUACUCGAAGGCGUCCAUGCAUCUUAACGAAUUUAAGCGGGUGCUGCAGACGCAGGCGAAACGGUUGCAUGACUCCACACAUUGGGAUGCCUUGGUGGAUUACGUCAGCAUGGCCUGGCAGUGCGUGGCCAGUACACCGAACUGGGAGAGCCAUGCCCACAACGCAGUGCGACGACAGUGCUUUAAGCUGCUGGCAUGCUCCUGUUACGCGGCUAUUAAGCAUGGCGGAAUGCGAUUGGGUCAGGUGCGUCUGGAGACAUUAGAACGAAAUCUGCGCGAAUGGUCGAAAGACUACGAGGACGUGCUGUCCUGUGUAAAUGCCUUGCAGCGUACGCUUAACAACCGUACUAGCUUGUAAAAAAUGUAGAGACUGUAGACUUAUAAGGCCGACUUGCUGAACUCGAGGUUUAGUGGACCGAAAGUAGUAACUAAGGAAAAAGGUAGCACUUAAGCCAAAAACCAAUUUUUAAUUUUGUUUCUCGAUAUGUUGUCCUAUUUAGAAUACUUUUGUACUCAGUUACAGCUUCAUUAUUUAGUGAUCUAAGCCAUACACACACGCAUGCUAACUAGAGUAGGUUCGGAUUACAAUCUUGUAUUUAUUAACGCUUAAAUAUAUGCUUAGCAAGUAGGUUUGAUUACCAUUGGA
Molecule: messenger RNA, 1528 nt
Organism: Drosophila bipectinata
Lineage: Eukaryota; Metazoa; Arthropoda; Insecta; Diptera; Drosophilidae
Biological process (GO): proteasome localization; nuclear protein quality control by the ubiquitin-proteasome system
Cellular component (GO): nucleus; nuclear membrane
Molecular function (GO): proteasome binding
Source: RefSeq, a predicted model, not a curated record